Molecule: messenger RNA, 1842 nt
Organism: Humulus lupulus (European hop)
Lineage: Eukaryota; Viridiplantae; Streptophyta; Magnoliopsida; Rosales; Cannabaceae
Exons: 4
Coding region: 1-1842 (613 amino acids)
Source: RefSeq, a predicted model, not a curated record
AUGGAGAACAUUUCUUAUGUGUAUUGUGGUGAGGGUCAUAUUUUUGACAACUGUCCUUCCAAUCCAGCAGCUGUGUGUUACAUGGGGAACCAAAAUAGGAAUAGCCCUUAUUCUAAUUCCUACAACCCAUCAUGGAGGCAACAUUCCAACUUUUCGUGGAGUAAUCAAGGGACUGGCCCUGGCAACUCUUCUAUGCCUCCAAGACCAAAUUUCCCACCGGGUUAUCCCCCACAAGCACCACAACAAAGGCCACAACAACAAGCAAUGCAAUCUAGCUCUCCUGAGAACAUGUUGAAGGAGUAUAUAGUGAAGAACGAAGCCAUGAUCCAAAGCCAAGCUGCAUCAUUGAGAAACUUAGAAACCCAAGUUGGCCAGCUAGCUAAUGAGCUUAGAAAUAGACCCCAUGGUACAUUACCAAGUGACACCAAGAAUCCAAGAAAUGGGAGCAAAGAACAUUGUAAAGCCGUCACUUUGAGAAGUGGGAAGGGGUUGGAGAAUUCCAAGGCCAACUCUGGGCAUGAGGGUGAGCCCUCUUCGAUCCAAAUAAAUGAGGAAAUUCAAAAAGACACUGAAAUUCCUAGUGUAGAAAAAUCUGCCUCUACCCAGAAUGCUGCAGGAAUACCACAGCAUCAGCUCCCAGACAGCUCGAUCCUUGAGAAAAUGCUCAACUAUGUGAAGUUCAUGAAAGACAUCCUUACAAAGAAGAGAAGAUUGGGGGAAUUUGAGACAGUGGCUCUUACCAAGGAGUGUAGCUCAUUCUUGCAAAACAAGCUGCCACCGAAGAUGAAAGAUCCUGGGAGUUUCACCAUUCCCUGCACCAUUGGUAACUCUUAUUGUGGCAUGGCUUUAUGCGAUUUGGGUGCAAGCAUUAACUUGAUGCCAAUGUCUAUUUUCAAGCAAUUGGGGAUUGGAGAAGUUAGGCCUACUACAUUUACUCUUCAAUUAGCAGAUAGAUCUCUUGCUCAUCCGGAUAGGGAGAUUGAAGAUGUAUUGGUAAGGGUAGACAAAUUCAUAUUCCCUGAUGAUUAUAUUGUGUUAGACUAUGAGGCAGACAGAGAGGUGCCCAUUAUCUUAGGGAGGCCAUUUCUUGUGAUAGGAAGAACUUUAAUAGAUGUGCAAAAGGGGGAGCUGACUAUGAGGGUCCAAGAUGAAAAGGUGACUUUUAAUGUUUUUAAAGCUAUGAGAUUUCCUGAUGAGGUGGAGGAAUGCUCAGUGGUUUCAGUGGUAGAUUCUUUGGCAUCAAGGGAAUUUGAGACCAGUAAUGUUGGUGAUCCAUUAGAGAGGGAGUUCAAAGCUCCUAAACCAUCCAUUGAAGAGCCACCUGAGUUGGAGCUGAAAGUUUUGCCAUCGCAUUUGCGAUAUGCCUACUUGGGUCCAUCAUCCACUUUACCUGUGAUUAUUUCAGCGGAGUUGAGCCAUGAUCAAGAAGAAAAGUUGCUCGAAAUUCUGUUAGAAAACAAUGGAAAAGGGUCUAUUGAAGGGCAAAGAAGGCUAAAUCCUAUCAUGAAGGAAGUAGUGAAGAAAGAAAUCAUCAAGUGGCUUGAUGCUAGCAUUAUUUAUCCUAUCUCUGACAGUUCAUGGGUGAGUCUUGUGCAGUGUGUACCUAAGAAAGGUGGGAUCACAGUGGUGAAGAAUGAAGACAAUGAGUUGAUUCCUACUAGAACAAUGAUUGGAUGGAGAAUUUGCAUGGACUACCGGAAGUUAAACAAGGCCACUAGGAAGGAUCAUUUCCCUCUUCCUUUCAUUGAUCAGAUGCUAGAUAGACUUGCUGGGAGAGAGUACUAUUGCUUCCUUGAUGGGUACUCUGGUUACAAUCAGAUAGCAGUGGCCCCAAAAGAUUAG